This is a messenger RNA of Coregonus sp. 'balchen', 2781 nucleotides long. The record is from the annotation of a GenBank genome assembly. Lineage: Eukaryota; Metazoa; Chordata; Actinopteri; Salmoniformes; Salmonidae.
AUGUAUAAAAUGGAUUACUCCUACCUGAACUCAUAUGACUCGUGCAUGGCGGCCAUGGAGGCAUCGGCCUACGCGGACUUCAGCUCCUGCAGCCAGGCCAGCUCGUUCCAGUACAACCCGAUCCGGACCGGGUUCGGUGCCAACCCGGGCUGCGCGCCCCUCAGCACCGCGAACUGCACGCUGGGGUCCCUGCGCGAGCACCAGCCCACACCCUAUUCCACAGGUAAGAGCGCGCAGAGGGCAUGGGGAGCGGGUAUAGUGGGGCAUGAGCGGAAAAUGAGGCAUGCAGGAGUUUCAUCUCCAGCUGCAAAUGUCUGGGGAUAUUGGCUAUAGUAAAGCGUGCGUAAAAUGUCAUUUUUGUUAUUUGGUUAUACCAACUAGGCUAAUCGAAGAAGGUAAGACCAUUUGAUUUGAUUAAUGAAAACCCAAUCAAUCGAAAUUAAACAUAUUCUGUUUUAUAUUCUCAUACCUCUUAAUUUUGAGGGUCGCUCAAAUCUAACCUCUCGUUUUAUGUUCGUUGGCAUGGGGAUAAUUCAAUCAGUGUAAAAUUCGUUAGAGUGCAAAUAUAUCUGUAUUAUCAACUAAUCAAAUUUGAAAUCGAUUUAGUCAAUUUAAAACAAAUUAGGCCUAUCCUAAAAUGUACCUUAUUUUAUCCAUAAUUUUCUAUUUAAUUCGUUAUGUGGUCAUGAUUCGACUGUGCAAUUCAAAUGUUUGCUACAUUGCCAUACAUUUCCAUUUUUAUGAUUUAUGUCAUUAUGGUUGAACAUGCAAAUGUGUUUAUUUAUUUAAAAUGUUGCAGGAUGAAAUCUCUUGAGAUGCACCAGCUCGUUUUCAAGUGAACCCCCCCUAAAAAAAAUUAAACAAACAAACAAUAGCCUACUUAGUAACAACAAUAAUAUGUCAACUACUGUCUUAUAAUGAUAACAAUGAAAUAAUAAUAAUAAACCAAAACUUACAUUAACAGAACUACUGAUAGGCCUACAACUAAUAACAACUUCUUUUUUUUCAACAAAUGGUUGAAUAGCGCAGGCUAUGCCACCUUAUUCGAAAAGCGUACACCUGCCGCUGCGUCGAAAACGUGAUUAUUGCACUGCUUAAAUCCAGAUCAAGCGAAUUACCACAAUCUUUUUAGAUAAGAUAAUGUUUAAAAAAAAAUAUGCUUUUAUUACAGCUCCAAUGAAGGCAAACCAAUGAUUUAUUCGAGAAUAUCUGUCUCUAAUGAUAAGUAUGACACUUUUAAUUUGAACACUUUAAAAAUAAAUUUGAAUGAAACUGGCAGGUGGUCUAUCACAACAUUUAAUUCAAUGCCCUCGUUGAUAGCCUAUCAAAUUCUGUUAUUCCAUGUUUAGCUUAGGCAAAUUUGAUCAAAUUACACAUUAUUUAGGUUAGUUCAUGGUAUAAUUACAACUAGGUCAUUGCAUAAAUAUAGUCAUAUAUUUUGUACGAUUAUGGACUAUUUACCUAUCAUUGCCAUAGACUAAAGCAAAAGAGAAACAUCAAUAAAACUAACUCAGAAUAAUAAAUGAAAUCAUUAUGGGAACCACGAUAUUCACCUAGCCUACUGGUAGGCUAUAUACCGUUAGUUGGAUUGAUCAAGUCAAUUAUAAACGUGUUUUCUCCAGGAAAAAAACAUUCAGCGUCAAGCUAUAGCCUACCAGGUCAGACAAAAUCAACUCCAUAACAUAGCCUAUCGAAAAACGCCUACAAUAAAACAGAGUUUAUGAUUUACAACACAUCCAUUUUGUUCUGAUACCAUACUUAAUUAAAAUCAUUAAUUGUUUUUUUUUUUUGUGAUUGGUUGACUCCGCAGUUCCAUAUAAGUUCUUCUCGGACCCUUCCGGUUUGAACGAGAAGCGGAAACAGCGGCGCAUAAGGACCACCUUCACGAGCUCACAGCUGAAGGAGCUGGAGCGCGUGUUCGCAGAGACCCACUACCCCGACAUCUACACGCGCGAGGAGCUUGCACUCAAGAUCGACCUUACUGAGGCACGGGUGCAGGUGAGUCCAGUGUUCUGAUGAAAAACACGAAUUGACAAUAGAAUGAAGUCACAAUAGAUGUAAAAAAUAUCAUACAUGUAUGGGCCUACACCAUCAUGUAUUUUUAUUUUUUUAGAAUGCAACCAAUUAUUGUCCAAAUUAUUGCAAUCUACCAAAUUGUAAUCUAUACAUCCUUCAUAUGAGUUUUAUUUUAGCAAUAGUAUCUAUUUCUUUGUGUAUUUAUUUUGUUGCCGUUUUCCUCUGGUUGUAUGUUUAGACUUUUCAAUGAGACUAAACUAUAUCGUCUGUCUGUGUCAGGUAUGGUUCCAGAACCGGCGGGCUAAGUUCCGUAAGGUGGAGCGUGCGGCCAACUCUAAAUCCGGUAACGGGACCGGGGGCUCAGGAGGGAAUAAUGGCUGUACUGGGGGUAAAAAGGGCGAACCCAGAUCUUCCUCGGAUGAGGACGAAUCAAAAGAGUCCAUCUGCAGUCCCACCCCUGACAGCACCGCAUCGCUGCCCGGCUCAGCCAAUGGGAACAUGGGUAGCCCGGCCAGCCUCAGCCCCAGCCCCGCCCCUGCUAACGGUGGCUAUGCUAACACCUCCAGCUCCCCCGUUCUGCAGGGGCUCAAACCCCCUGGCUGGCCCAGCCUAGGCCCUGCUAACCCAGGAAUGGCCCAACCCGUGGCCCAUGCUCCAGAGCUGCUGAAGGCGUGGCAGCCGGCAGACAGUAUGACAGGGCCUUUCGCUGGCGUUCUCUCCUCCUUCCACCGGAAACCCAAUGCGCUCAAGACUAACCUGUACUAG